UUCUCUUAACUCUGAUUGGCCCACUAAAGAACCAUUUGUGCUAUUGAAGUAGGCUAUAAUUAUUCUUUUCCUUCAAACCCUAAACCCGGCUCUGCAAUUCAGCAGAGCAAAACCCUAAUCUUUGAAUCAACACUCAAUAUCUAACAAUUCUAUGUUUGGGAUGUGAAAGAACAGUUCAUCAUCGAAAAGAAAACGGUCGAGAUUAGCCUGGAAUAAGUGGACCCAUACCCAAAAUCAAGAACCAAAAAAUGAGCAGAGCCGAGGACACUGAGAAGAAGAUUAAGAAGCUCAAAGACGUUGAGAUUAGCGUUCCAAUUGUUUAUGGCAAUAUCUCAUUCUGGCUUGGUAAAAAAGCAAAUGAGUAUCAGUCACAUAAAUGGACUGUGUAUGUACGUGGGGCCACAAACGAGGAUCUUGGUGUGGUGAUAAAGCGAGCUGUUUUUCAGCUGCAUUCCAGUUUCAAUAAUCCAACAAGGGUCGUUGAAUCACCACCUUUUGAGUUAUCAGAAGCAGGGUGGGGUGAAUUUGAGAUUGCAAUCACUCUGUAUUUCCAGAGUGAUGUGUGUGAUAAACCCAUGAACUUAUAUCAUCAUCUGAAGUUGUACCCAGAGGAUGAAUCUGGUCCCAUGUCAACAAAGAAGCCUGUUGUUGUGGAAUCAUAUGAUGAGAUUGUGUUCCCUGAGCCUUCUGAGGGCUUCUUCGCUCGUGUGCAGAGUCAUCCUGCUGUAACCUUACCCAGAUUACCUGCUGGUUUUACUUUACCUCCUGUACCUGUCGAGGAUGCAAGUAAAAGGAAGAGAGGUGAUACUAAAGAUCAUCCUCUAAGCCAGUGGUUCAUGAAUUUCUCUGAAGCAGAUGAACUGUUACAACUUGCAGCAGCUCGUCAGCAGGUGCAAGCUCAUAUUGCAAAACUCAGACGGCAGAUAAGCUUGAUAGAUGGACAGCAUCAGCAGUUGAAAUCUACCUCUGACCAGUGAUUGUACAUUACUUUUGCAAUAUCUUGUGAUUUCUACUUCGCAUUGUUUUGGUAGCAGCAGCACAUGACGGCAUAGGCAUGUAACAAUGAUAUUAAUUGUCUCAACAGUUUGGAGUAUUGUCCUUGUCUCUCUUUCUAUUUUCUUUUCAAAUUGUUUUUUUCUCCCUCCCCUUUCAGUGGUUAUACAUGAAAAUGUAUCUCUGUAUCAAUAAACAAAAGGAAAUUUUUGUAUACUUUGAUCAUUGCCAAGUAAAAGUUAAAUUUUACUCAA
Messenger RNA from Manihot esculenta (cassava), 1247 nucleotides. Its product is annotated as transcription initiation factor TFIID subunit 14b. The coding region runs from base 249 to 977 and encodes 242 amino acids. Lineage: Eukaryota; Viridiplantae; Streptophyta; Magnoliopsida; Malpighiales; Euphorbiaceae. The transcript is spliced from 6 exons. Gene Ontology annotation, biological process: regulation of DNA-templated transcription. The record is from RefSeq and is a predicted model, not a curated record.